This is a messenger RNA of Eruca vesicaria subsp. sativa (arugula), 1593 nucleotides long. NCBI's taxonomy places the organism in Eukaryota, Viridiplantae, Streptophyta, Magnoliopsida, Brassicales, Brassicaceae. The record is from the annotation of a GenBank genome assembly.
AUGAUAAUGAGAAAAUGUCUAAGGCUGCGAAGCAUCACGAUGAUGAUGCUAGUGGCGGUUUUGGUCUGGUCUGUAACACUAGAGACCUGCAUUGCUAGAAGAGGAAGACACUGGAGACAUAACAAACGAAGAUCCUGUGACUUGUCUGGAUCCUUGUCAAGCAAGAAACCAAAAAGCCAUGGUAACAGUCACCACAGCUCUCACAAUAAUAACAACAGUCAUCACCACAAGUCUAAAACUAAACUGAAGCCAAAAGUGAUAACACCGCCAAAAGUUGACGAGAAUAACUCUCCGGUGGUUUCAGGACUACCAAAAGUCAAACCACCGUCUCUUCCACCGCUAAAUGAAUCUCAGGUCUUCAAUGUGAUGGACUUUGGAGCAAAGGGUGAUGGCAAAUGUGAUGACACUAAGGCGUUUGAAGCGGCUUGGGCUGCUGCUUGCAAAGUGGAAGCAUCUAUGAUGAUCAUACCAUCUGAAUACACUUUCCUUGUUGGUCCAAUCUCAUUCUCUGGUCCUUAUUGUCAACCAAACAUUGUGUUUCAGCUUGAUGGUACUAUUAUAGCUCCAACGGAUUCAAAGUCAUGGGGAAAAGGGUUAAUGUGGUGGAUUGAUUUCACAAAGCUGGUAGGAAUCAAAGUACAAGGGAAAGGUGUGAUUGAUGGAAGAGGCUCUGGUUGGUGGCAACAAUAUUACCCUUUCAUUGAUGGUGAAACCAAACUCAUCAUUCCUUUGAACAACUCUGUUAACCACAACCCUCCAAGAAGUGAGUUUGAUUUGAAAAUGCCAAACAUCAAACCAACGGCACUAAGAUUCUAUGGGAGUAUUGGUGUGGAAGUGUCUGGUAUAACGAUCCAAAACAGUCCUCAGUGUCACCUCAAAUUCGAUAACUGUGGAGACGUUGUGGUACAUGACAUGACCGUUUCUUCACCUGGAGACAGUCCAAACACUGAUGGGAUUCACUUGCAAAACACUAGAGAUGUCCUCAUUCACAGCACAACACUCUCUUGCGGAGAUGAUUGCAUCUCGAUCCAAACGGGUUGCGCUAACGUAUACAUACACAACGUGAACUGUGGACCUGGCCAUGGUAUUAGUAUCGGUAGUCUUGGUAAAGACAGCACAAAAGCAUGCGUCUCAAACAUAACAGUACGAGACGUGGCGAUGCACAACACAAUGACAGGGGUCAGGAUCAAGACAUGGCAAGGAGGAGUAGGAUCAGUGAAAGGGAUACUCUUCUCAAACAUUCAACUGAACCAAGUCCAGUUUCCAAUAGUAAUAGACCAAUUCUACUGUGACCACACCACAUGUAAGAACCAGACAUCAGCAGUUUCAGUUGAAGGAGUGACUUACGAGAGGAUCAAGGGGACUUAUACUGUUAAACCGGUUCAUUUCGCCUGCAGUGAUGACUUCCCUUGUGUAAAUGUGCAGUUAUCUGCAAUAGAGCUUAGGCCGGUUCAAGAAAAGUAUCAUAUGUAUGAUCCUUUUUGCUGGCAAACGUUUGGUGAGCUCAACACUCCUACUCUUCCUCCUAUUGAUUGUUUGCAGAUUGGGAAGCCAGCAAGAAACAGAGUUCAAUCUGAUCAUGAUGCUUGUUGA